This is a messenger RNA of Malaya genurostris, 2212 nucleotides long. Its product is annotated as serine/threonine-protein kinase PRP4 homolog. Bases 496 to 2055 code for a protein of 519 amino acids. Lineage: Eukaryota; Metazoa; Arthropoda; Insecta; Diptera; Culicidae. The record is from RefSeq and is a predicted model, not a curated record. The transcript has 3 exons.
GUCUCGCUAGUAAGUGUUUUGCGCUUCACGCGACCUGUGCUUCGAUCAUUCGAAAGAAAACAAAACUCUAACUCCUACUAACUAACCACAACCACCAACCUGAUCGGAUCGAUAUCGGAGUGUUAUCUGCUGUGGUAGCGAUCCUUUCGUCUGAAAAAACAACGGGUGGUGCUUUCCCACUCCGUCCGGUAACAGUCGAAGAUAAUUUCACCACCCGGAAGGACGGCCUGAACAGGGAAUGCACCCUUGAAAAAACAUCUGGCGUUCAGCAGAUCUUCAACUGUACGGACAAGAUAGAAUCAACAAUCAAGCUUUAGGCAAGGGGCGACAGUCGUUCAAUUUUCAAGGCCACAUAAACGAACGAAGCGAAUGGACUCAAGAUGCUGCAAACUGUCGAUUAUUAGUGCAGGGAAGUAGUGCGAAGAAGGUCUGUCCGUCCGUCUGUCCGUCUGGUUUUCAUCCGAGAGUCAUUUGCGGAAGCACUGCGUCAGCAGAAUGUCUUUUCUACGGAGUAUCCGCAACAAUCUAACAAAUAACAAUUACAACGCUCAACGUAAUGGUAAAUCGAAAUCGUCCAAACCAAGUAGCCGAAGUAUUGUGAAUGAGCGAUCCUCGAGUGGUCGACCGAAUUCCAGUGACCGGACACUGAUAACCAGCGAGUCCGAACAGGAUCGUCCCGGGUAUGGAACGUAUGCCAGCCGAAGAAACAGCGGUAUUGGAUCUGGUAGACGGGGAAGCAAUUCGGCAACUCUGCGUCGUGAGGAUAAAUACGGCAAGGAAAAUCCGGCACCGAUAAUUGUGUUUGUCGAUAAUUACGAUACGGCUCCGAAACCGGCAGGGAUAUUAAGAAAGAACACCUUCACCAAACACGAUCGGGAACACGAGCAAAGACGAACCGGAAAUGCUAUCAGCAGAAGUGAUACGUUUACAAUUAACGAGUCGGAUGAUGAGCAAAAAACUAAAACGAAUACAUAUUCUAAAAAGAAACAGAAAGAACAUGUUUCCCAUGAAUACACAACCGAUUCGCCUGGCGCUAAAAAGCAUGAACCCUCGGAAAAGCUACCCACGGUAAUAGAUUCAAACACCUAUCGGAAAAAGUCACUGAAAUCUUCGAAACCCGUUCAGAAAGUGGAAAGUUUUAUCAGACGUUUCGAGAAAAGUCUAUUCAAGCAUGAUUCCAAAAAGACUGGACGCAAAGAUUCCAACUCCUCCAUCGAAACGUACGUACCGAAGUUCCGCGAUAUUGGAAUAAACUGCAAACUAGACGACGAGGAAAAGUUGAAAACCCGAAAGAAAAGACAGGGCUCAAGAGAUUCCUUGCUGGAAAAGACAAACAUAGAGCAUAGUUCUUCCUCGCAAAGAAGUUAUCAUGAAAGAAGUGCAACACCGCGAAAUAGACAACGAGAAAGAAGUAGCUCACCAACGAAGAAAUAUUCCACCGUUGAACGGCACCAGAAAGAGAAAAAAGAACCUACGAGCGUGGUCCACAUUCGUGAACGCAGUCAUUCUCCGUUCGAAACGUUAGAAUUGAAAAAGAAUCCCACUGACAACAGCUAUCUGAAGAUGCGCCAGAAGGAGAUCGAAAUGGGCUACAGUACUGUCAACAAAAAUCCGUCGUCAACGUUGACCCGCACGCGUUCUCCUGAUCGAAACAAGUCUAUUCUAAUCAACACCACCCGGAAGGAACGUUACGAUCCGGAAAGCAGUCGAUCAUAUACCGUAACAACCAGCACUCAUAGGGUGGAAUAUGACCGACCAUCGCCGUUCCGUUCCGAUACCUACAACACCCUGAAAGAAGAAUACGAACAGGCCAACCACAAGCCUGUCGGUAUUGCUAGCCCACGGUUAAGUUCGGAUCGCUCCAAGCACGAUUCAAAGCCCAGCUCUCCAACUAAGGAAAACCGAAAAGAUUCCGGUGAAUUACCGAAGUACACUUUCGGAACGAACCUGCAGGAACGUCGUAGUCGCUUCCAGCAAUUUCAGAAAUCAUUCCAAAAGAUGGGCGAUAACAGCACCGAAACAUCCUACCAGCAAAGCUUCUUCAUACCGAUUUAAUGGAAUAAUUAAUCCCUCAAUUUGCUAUCGACUCCCGGUCGAAACGAUCAAGACUUGCUAAUCAUUACGCUUCGUAGAUUAAUACUGCUAACCGCGGUCACUUAUUUUCUAAACGAGAAAUAAAACUUAACGAUUCUACACCCCGAAAAUUUAGAAA